Molecule: messenger RNA, 1143 nt
Organism: Portunus trituberculatus (swimming crab)
Lineage: Eukaryota; Metazoa; Arthropoda; Malacostraca; Decapoda; Portunidae
Product: hepatic lectin-like
Source: RefSeq, a predicted model, not a curated record
ACACACACACACACACACACACACACACACACACACACACACACACACACACACACACACACACACACACACACACACACGUAUCUGUUUGCUUCGAGACAGUGUCUUUCACAACUUGAACCAGAUAUCAUUUGUACUUAUGAGAAAUAGUGUUGUGAGUGACACACUGAGGUGAUAAAACUGAUUACUGAAAAAGUUUUUUGAAGACAAGAGGUCAAAGUGUGAAAUGUCCAUAGUAUAAAAUGAUGUAUGUGGUUACGGAGAACGUUAUUCCUGUGUUCAUCCUGUUCUGACCACCACCAACACCAACGCCAACCCCACCACCACUACAGCAGCACCGACGAAAGAGGCACCAGAUACCAGUGCUGUCACGCGGCACAGCAGAACACCAGCACAAUGACUGGCUUCAGGCUGCUGUCUUUCCUGGGAACCCUGGCCGUGGUAGCGGCGACCCACGUCAAGCCAGGAACUCAGGUGGAGUGCGGGAACAUCUUUACGGAGAUGGGAGGUCGCUGUGUGCGCAUUGAACUCAUCACCAUCGGCACAUGGAUUGGUUUACAAAAUUUCUGCGAGUUGAUUGGAGGUAACCUGGUCAAUCUUUCAGACGUGCAGUUCUACAGUGAUCUGGUCAUGUACCUUGAAAACUUAAAUGUGAAAAAGAGCUUUUGGAUCGGUGCCAGAGACGUCAAUGUAGUUGAGGGCUUGUGGAUGUGGAUGGAUGGGUCUGCCACCAGGAUGGGCACCCCGUUUUGGGCCAACUAUGGAGAAAACAAUGACCAAACGCCGGAUGGGGGAACAGCUCAAAACUGCGCCUUCCUUGAUGCAGAGAUGCAUUAUUAUUUCAAUGACGCAUCCUGUGAGGAUUCCUUCUUUCAUGCUAUAUGCGAAAAACAAAAAACCGAGUUCCCGUAAAUAAUUUCUUCAUAAUUUUUAUAAGCAGUUCUUUGCAUUUAUUGUUUUUAAUCUUUAUUAUUGGUUUAUUGUAUAUUUUUCGUUAUUUAUGUUGUUUAUUGUUUAGAUUUUAAAGACAUUCUCUAAGUAAAAGGUAAACGGAACAUAACAGCUUUCCAUGCCCUAAGUAAGCCAAUCACAACAAUGACAUGUAAGAAACUCAUCAAUCUUGUCAAAUAUACUGGAAUCUUG